CUCUCUUGUUGCCGGGUAUCGGCUUCUCGACGGUCACUGUGAAACAGGAAACACAAUCGAGAGUACCGAGAUAUCUCACAUAGGGAAAAAUCAUGCGAUUGCCGACGUUCGCUCUGGUGAUCUCGAUCGGUGCAGCCCUCCCCUUUCCGGGAUUAUUGCGGGUGCCGAAAGUCUAUAAUGCAUUGAUCACUAGCAACCAGAAUCUCUCCCCAUCGAGGGCCUUCCCGGUGAUUCAACCCGUGGUCCACAGAACGGCGGUGGGUUACGUGCCGCCAUUUUAUUACAACGUGCCGCCGUUCGUUAGCGGACAACCGUUGCCCGUUCCGCAAUCGCCGCUUCUACUGCUGCCAGGGGAUAGUAGGAUCGAAACGAUGUCGGCGACGCCGAAGCCCGAAGGUGCCGGGGAAAAGUCCAGCGAAAAUGGAGAAUCGACUCCCGAUUCUGCGGAAAAUCCCGAGAAGAACGCCCAGGCCGAGCAGCUCAGAUUUUACCCGAAUUAUCACUCGCUGCAUUACGACCCUUACUUCAACGUUUACAGGAGCUUUAACGCUUUCGGGGGCUACUACGUGGAUUAUCAGACCCCGAAGUCGGAGGAGCAGUCUCCCGGGAGGAAGGAGUUCCAGGAAGAGAAGCCAUCGGCGGAUGCGGGGGAAAUGACGGCGGAUGAUGAAGAAGACUCUGAGAAAGUUCCAGACGCUCCUCCGCCACCGUUGCCCACGGCUGUGCCAAAGGAAGCUUGAAGAAACUUUCGCGAUGUCGAGGACUGUUAGGACCUCGGUGCACGAAUUCACGGUGGUUAUGGGGAAUUUAGGGUGGCGAGCGAAGGGAAAUACAGAAGGGAAAUCGAGGUCGACCUAUAAGUAGAUUUUUAUGGGUAUUCCGGCGAAACUCGGCCUCGUCCCGUCUUGCCUCUCAUCCUUGCAAGACGGGGAUGCGUCGAGAAGUACGCGCGAUACGGUCGACCCUCUCCAAAGGUA
Messenger RNA from Orussus abietinus, 977 nucleotides. RefSeq lists its product as uncharacterized. The transcript is spliced from 2 exons. The record is from RefSeq and is a predicted model, not a curated record. NCBI's taxonomy places the organism in Eukaryota, Metazoa, Arthropoda, Insecta, Hymenoptera, Orussidae. The coding region runs from base 93 to 740 and encodes 215 amino acids.